Molecule: messenger RNA, 495 nt
Organism: Impatiens glandulifera
Lineage: Eukaryota; Viridiplantae; Streptophyta; Magnoliopsida; Ericales; Balsaminaceae
Product: SKP1-like protein 7
Exons: 2
Coding region: 1-495 (164 amino acids)
Biological process (GO): SCF-dependent proteasomal ubiquitin-dependent protein catabolic process
Cellular component (GO): cytoplasm; nucleus
Molecular function (GO): cullin family protein binding
Source: RefSeq, a predicted model, not a curated record
AUGGCCUCCGAUUCUACUUCUUCGCCGGAGUUUGAAAGAUCAAGAAUGAGGAUAGUCUCCGAUUCUACUUCUUCGCCGGAGUUUGAAAAUUCAAAAGUGGUAGUGGUAAGGAGCUCCGACGGUGUUCAGUUUAGUAUUUUAGAGCGCGUGAUUUUAAUGAUGAACAGUCUAAAGCAUGUCGUGCAACACCCUGCAUUUGCGCCGGCGGCGGGAGAAGUGAUUCCUCUUGAAAACGUUGAUCAGAAGAACCUCAUUUUGGUGCUCAAGUACUGCGAUCAUCAUUCCCGUCCCCAUAACCCCAUUUCUCGCAAGAAAUUGAAAACUUCCGAUCCCCUGGCCUUGAGGAAUGCGGAGAUGGAGAGCAUCAAGUUGAAGCAGGACAAAUUGAAGAAAUUCGAUUAUGAAUUCUUCAACAACAUUACACCGUAUCACCUUUUUCCUCUACUAUGUGCCGCAAAUGAUCUGCAGAUCACUGUUAAUCCUCCCAGUUUAUAA